Molecule: messenger RNA, 1407 nt
Organism: Pieris macdunnoughi
Lineage: Eukaryota; Metazoa; Arthropoda; Insecta; Lepidoptera; Pieridae
Source: the annotation of a GenBank genome assembly
AUGUGUGGCAUGUCAUCAGCUGAAACGACGGCCGCCGCGGGUAGUGAAGACGCCCAGGUGCUCCUCGAGCUCCGUCGCACUAUAUCGCUUGGCGUCGCCAGGUUGAGCGAGGAGAAAGAGCGGGCGCCGUGUCUGACGGAGUCACGCGAUAGCAGUAGCAGCAGCACUAUGUGGACAACGCGCCGCCGUGUGGCGCUUGAUGUGCUGUUGGUUUGCUGGGGGCUGGGCACUUGGCUCGGUGUCAAUGGCCUGUUUGUGGAGCUACCGGUGCUCAUAGCGGGGCUACCCGAAGGCUGGACGUUACCUUCUGCCAUGGUUCUUGCUGUGCAGUCUGCUAACAUCGGUCUACUUAUCUACGCAUUGCUACGCAACUUCUCGCGGGUCUCUGAUACCCAUUGUAUCUACGGUUUGCUCACUAUCGGUACAAUCGCCCUAUUUCUUAACUCAUUUCUCUACACGAAGACCGCUUUCCUCGGAGGCACCGAGAGAUCAAUAGCUUUUUUGGCUUUAACGUUUUUUGUCGCCCUCGUCGGCUGCACGAGCUCAGUGCUGUUCUACCCGUACCUGCGGCACUAUCGCGAAAUAUACCUCGCUACGUACCUGAUAGGCGAGGGGCUUGGCGGGUUCACGCCUUCCGUUCUGGCGCUUAUACAGGGCGUCGGAGGCGAGGUGGAGUGUGUAUUGAAGCCUGAUAACUCAAGUUACAUUGCGGUGCGCCCACCUCCACUCUUCGACUCCACCGUCUACAUCACGCUUCUCGGUCUGCUGUCGACCAUCAGUCUCAUCAGCUUCUGCAUUCUGCACAACUACCCUGGGUUUGCAUCGGAACGCGUAAAGGAGGGUGCGGUGGCUAAAGAGGACGAAGCAGCGCCAAGAGGGUCGCUACUGCAACCGCAAUUUGUCGGGGUGAUGGUUUUAGUGGUAGUCUUAAACGCGGUCAACAACGGCAUAAUGCCAUCGGUGCAGUCUUAUUCGUGUAUGCCGUACGGCAAGCGCGCCUACCACUUGGCGGCGACAUUGGGGUCAAUGGCUAACCCAAUGGCGUGCCUCGCUGGGGUGUGGCUGCGACCUUUGGCGGGCCGUUUCCUAGCGCCGCUUUUGGCGUUGAGCGCGGCACUUUUCGGCUUUAUCCUAUUGACGGCGGUGCAGAGCCCGACCCCGCCGAUGGCAGGUAGCAACCAGGGCGCAGUAAUAGUGAUAUGUUGCUGGGUGUUGUGCAGUGGUCUAGUGUCGUAUGGCCGUAUGUGGGUGUACGGGUGGUCGCGACGCGGAGGAGCUCGCGGCAUGAGGAUAUGCGGUGCGUUGGGACAGGUGGGCUCGGCCUUAGGAUCGCUCACGUUUUAUGCUCUCAUAAACUACACCACCUUUUUUCAACAGACGCCCGACUGCCCCGCGCAGACUAUAUAG